Dermatophagoides pteronyssinus (European house dust mite) is the source of this 1346-nucleotide messenger RNA. RefSeq names its product F-box only protein 8-like. The record is from RefSeq and is a predicted model, not a curated record. NCBI's taxonomy places the organism in Eukaryota, Metazoa, Arthropoda, Arachnida, Sarcoptiformes, Pyroglyphidae. Gene Ontology annotation, biological process: regulation of ARF protein signal transduction. Gene Ontology annotation, molecular function: guanyl-nucleotide exchange factor activity; protein binding.
UAAUGACAGUGAUAUUUACCUUGUUACUUUCUCUUAUUUUCUUUUUCUUAAAAAGUGUGUUAACUGAUUGAAGGUAAACAAUUCAAUCAAUCAAUAACUAAUGGUUAUAAUCAUUAUUAUUGAUUGAUAUCAAAACAACCACAUCAACAAGGGGACUAUCAUCGUUUGCUCAGUCUGUUAUAUGGAUUGUGAUUUCCAUUCCAUAAUCGCAAUAUUGUUGUGUUUAUAAAUAUUUUUGUUGUUGAAAUACAUACAUUUAUCAUCAUUCAAAUCAAAUCAAAUGGGACAAACUUUGCGAAGCAUUUCGAAUAGUUUUAACAAUAGCAAUACAACAGGCAAAAAUGACAAUAAUCCUCAUAAUGAAUUAGAUAAACUUCCAGAUUUAGCAUCAUGGCCACCAGAACUAAGCUUAAAUGUAUUGAAAAAUUUGAAUGCAACCGAACUUUGUCUUGCUGCAUGUGUUUGGAAUGAAUUGGGACGUGAUGAUCUAUUAUGGCAAUCCUUAUGUCAUUCUGAAUGGCCAUAUACAUCUGUUUAUUUUCGCAAUGGAGAUAAAAGACCAUCAGAUUUUUCCUAUCAUAAAUUAUAUCUCACAUUGGAUGAAGCUACCGUCACGUUCAAUGCUGAUUGUCAUCUGGGAAUGAAUUAUUUUUUCAAAAAUAAUCUUAUCGAUGAUGAUGCUGGUGAAAUAGCCAAAUUGUUUUUCCGUGCAAAACCAUUGGAUCGUACCCAGAUUCGUCGUUACAUACAAUCCGAUCUCGAUGUCCUUGAUCAUCUAAUCAAAUUAUUUGAUUUUUCUGAACAAAAAUUGCCAGACGCAUUACGGCACUAUUUUUCAGUGUUGGAAGUACCAAGUCGAUAUGAUCAUUAUCUUCAUAAAAUUGUUGAAAAAUUUGCUUUACGUUAUGUUCAAUGUAAUCAAUCAUCAUCGUCGAAUCGAUCAAUACUGAUUCAUACUUCGGAAACGAUUUAUGUGCUUUGUUUCUCCCUGAUAAUGCUUUCGGCUGAUCUAUAUAAUCCACAGAUUAAGAAUAAAAUGUCUAAACGUGAAUUCAUACGAAAUGUUCGCCGUGCAUUACGUGUGCAGGACGAUGAAUUCUAUGGCCAUCUUUAUGAUGAUGUUUAUCUUCGUGGUCAUAUUGCACAUGGUGAAAAUUAUAAUCAUAAUUUACUACCAAAAUCAUCAUUCUCAUCAUUUGGCCAUCAUGCAUUUGGAUAUAAUCAUCAUCAACAACAACAGCAUCUCCAUCAUCAACCACAACCUCGUUUUCAUAUGAUUCAUUAGUGAUAACUUCAAUCAUUAUAAUUACUAUCUAGUCACAUGCAUUUUCAAUGUAAAACAACAA